Didymella exigua CBS 183.55 is the source of this 1854-nucleotide messenger RNA. RefSeq names its product P-loop containing nucleoside triphosphate hydrolase protein. The record is from RefSeq and is a predicted model, not a curated record. NCBI's taxonomy places the organism in Eukaryota, Fungi, Ascomycota, Dothideomycetes, Pleosporales, Didymellaceae. Bases 141 to 1469 code for a protein of 442 amino acids. Gene Ontology annotation, biological process: mitotic recombination; DNA repair; DNA recombinase assembly. Gene Ontology annotation, molecular function: double-stranded DNA binding; DNA strand exchange activity; ATP-dependent DNA damage sensor activity. The transcript has 2 exons.
GGUUGCUCUACACGACUUUCCCCCCUGCGCGACGCGCCCGAGUCUGGUCGAGAAAAGACUGCGGUCGUUUCCAAGGAAGCUGGCAACCAGACUGGCAGCUCCGCAGAGCCGCCCGCUCACAUGACCACUGCCAGCUGCCCAUGACGGACCUGCUACAGGUGCUGCCCGACUUUGAGGCGAGGCCCUUCACGCACCUGCUGCCUUCGCUCGACAAAACUCUCAUCACCGUCAACGACCUGCUCACUCUUGACGCGCAGGAUGUCGCCAAGCGCGCCCAAUUGCCUGCCGGCGAGCUGAGGAAGCUCGUCGAUGCCGUGGUGCUCGCUCUACACCAGCAGCUUGGCUUAGGCGGAGAGGCUGCUGCUGAGGAUUCCUUCUCUACCGCAUUGGGUAACCCGGGGGACUCGUGGAAGUGUAUCAGCACGCUGGACGAGAAGCUCGACGCUGCGCUUGGGGGCGGCAUACCGCCUGGUUAUCUGGUGGAGGUGACUGGUGAGAGUGGCGCUGGCAAGACGCAGUUGCUGCUCACCCUUCUGCUCGCUGUGCAACUGCCCGCACCGCUUGGCCUCUCGAAGACGGCAGUCUACAUCUCCACAGAAGCCGUACUCUCCACAACCCGUCUCGCGCAACUACUUUCGGCGCACCCGGCACUCGAGAGGCUAUCCCCAGAAGAACGGCCCUCGCUGGCCAAAGUACUGGCUAUUCAGACCCCAGACCUCGAGUCGCAAGAGCACAUCCUGCGCUACCAGCUGCCUGUUGCCAUCAAGAAGCACAACGUCGGACUUGUCAUCUUGGACUCCGUUGCUGCCAACUAUCGCGCCGAAUUCGAGAAGAAGGGCGCCAGUAAUGGCGCUGCCUCGAUGGCCAAGCGCGGCACGCAGCUCGUACAGUUGGGCGCACUGCUGCGAGAGCUAGCACGCACGGAAGGCAUCGCGGUAGUCGUUGCCAAUCAAGUCGCCGACCGCUUCACGAAGCCGCCCUCGCCACCGAACUCGAAUGUCGUCUCUCGCAAUACGUCUACCAAUAGCCAAUGCACACGCGACAACACACCCCAGCCGUCGAACCCGGCGCAGUCCAUACCAGCCUCGCAGUUCGACGACAGCGUGCUCUUGUCUCCCGACCCUCUGGUCCUUGACCAUCAACAGCGCUGGUUCACUGGCUGGGGUGACAUUGCGCAUGAAGCGCCGCAUUAUCUGAAGACGCCGUCGCUGGGACUGGUCUGGACAAAUCAACUGGCGUGCCGAAUCGCUCUGAUUAAGAAGCCCGUAUUUGCAAGCAGGGGGCCUCUCAUUCACGUGGGGAAUGGUGAUGACCAGUGGAACGAGCAGGAAGAGACCCAUAUCUCUAACUGGCGACGCUGGGUCAAGAUCGUGUUCGCGCCAUGGACAUCGCCAACUGAGGGUCGAGGUCUAGAGUUCGAAAUCACCAAGCAAGGAAUCAAAGCCGUAGUCAAGGAAGCAAAGACAUGAGACAAUCGUACCAGCCCGUGCAACAUUGCUGUUUGAAUAUGCUGGCCAACGCUGCCGUGCUCCGUGACACUAGCGUGCUUUGCGAGACGACGCCACACGAACCUCUGAACAUGGUCAGCAACGACACAUCUGUCAACAGUGCCUCGCAGCAGAGCCCUCGAUUGAAACAAUACGCAUCGCACGUCUAUGGCACAUUAGUCACAUGGAGAUCUACUCAGACAGCUCGCCCGCCCAUCUCCAUGGCGAAUGCGCUGCCGAGGUCUGUUUCCCCUCCCUGACGCGUUGGAACUUGUCAGCGAGUUAGAGAUGCACCGCAAUGCAUGGCUCAGACGUUUGGAUGGCACCGGACCUACAGUCAGCUGUGGAAGCUAGUAUAGCAUGGCCA